Molecule: messenger RNA, 1758 nt
Organism: Paramacrobiotus metropolitanus
Lineage: Eukaryota; Metazoa; Tardigrada; Eutardigrada; Parachela; Macrobiotidae
Exons: 3
Coding region: 340-1425 (361 amino acids)
Source: RefSeq, a predicted model, not a curated record
GCCUGGUUUGCAGUGAACACUGGCUCGGAUGAUGAGCGUUCUUCUCGAUCGCUUAUCUGACAUUUCCGAAGUUACCGAGGAAUUCUCAAACUGUUGUCAGUGUUGUGGGUAGUGUUGUCGUUGGCUACUGCUCUUUCCUUCCAGUCUCUUGCCAGCUUUGUGUAGAUUCGGGAAUUAUCUUUGUACGGAAACUGGCUGUGACGGGCAAAGAGAGCAGCCAGCAGUGACUGCAACGUGUAGUCGCUCUGCAGCUGCGAACCGUCGCUCGGGCUUCUCUUGAGUCUUGACGCUUUCUCUUUCCCUCGUGUGGGACCUGCCCCACUCUUUGCACCGUCCGCCAUGCAGAGCUCCGCCCUGGCCCGCCGCGUGCUGGAUCCGCGCCACAAGAGCGCCGCCGCCAACGGCGCCCUGUCGGACUUCCCCUUCCCGCGGCAGCACUACGACGCGGACGACGACCUGCUGAGCCACUACGCCAGCCCCAAGCAGACCUACGACCCCCUGCCCCUGGCGCUCUUCCCGCGCCCCGAUCCCCACAAGGAGCAGUACGAGUCCGCCUGCUUCCCCUGCUUCAAGUACUACGAUCUCAACAAGUACUCCCUGCAGGAUGCGAUCCGAUUGUCGGCGAUGGACAUCAUCCCGAAGGACGCGCUCAAGUCGGUGAAGGAGCAGCCGCAGCGCGCCAAGCGGCUGAAGCGCAGCACGGCGGAGUCGGCGCUGGUGGCGGGCUACUACCGCAACAAGAACGAGGGCCUGGAAGUGGACUACCACUUGGGCCGCGGUGGUCCCGCCGCCAAGACGACGGACGGCGGCCGACCGGGGCGCACCCGCCGCGCCGCCGAGGAGCCGCCGGAGAAGGCCACGCCGCUGGUCUUCAAGUCCAUCCUGGAUCUGGGCCGCGCCACGGGCGGCGGUCGCUCGCAGAGCCCCAAACCCGCGGGACCGUCUGCGGCCAGCAAGGCGCCCGCAGCGGCCAAGGCGCCGCCCACCACCGGGCCCAACGGCAACGGCGGCGUCACCGCCAAGAAGCAGGGCAAACGCACCGAGUUCCUGGCGCAUCUCAGACAGGAAAUGCGCCCGGCCACCGCCCAGCCGGGCAUGUCGCGGCUGGACCAGCAGCUGCGCGCGGGCGGGCCGCGCCGCACCCGCGGCCAGUCGAUGGUGGCCCCGCCGCCGCCCCUCCCGGCCGCGCUGCCCCCGCCCAUCCCCAGCCUGGUCGGUCUGUCGUCGGCCCGUCGCAAGGCCCCCAUCGUCACGGUGCAGCAGCGCAAGACGCGUCCGGCGCCGGCUGCCGCGCGUCCCCCGCCGGCGCCCGCCCUCGACACCUCCUCCUCCAUGGACGAAGAGAAGAUGGCCGCCGAGGCGCUGGGCGUCAUCGCCCACGAGGAGCUCGGCGACUCGGACGAGGAAGUCUAUCCCUAUUAUUAGUCCUUUCUUCUUUUCCUUCUUUUGCUCGAAAUUCGAAUAAUGCUGGACAAGUACAAUUCACGGUAUGAAAGGUUUCAUGAUUUUUUUUCCAAUGGUUGCUUAUGGUUGUUGAUAACUGAUCUAAAGCGUCGCAGAGGAAUGGGGUUUUUGAAUGGCGUGUUCUUGUUUUUGGCCGAAUGGGGUCACAUCUCUGUACCGUGUAAUGGGAAAUAGUAUUCUGUCAACAGGGAUUUUUGUUGUGCCGCCGGGUUAUGCCGGUAGCUUUAGUGGUACAGCGCAACGCUGCCAUAUUUCUGUACUGUCUAACGGGAAAUAAUAAACUGCCAACAGCGA